Blepharisma stoltei is the source of this 372-nucleotide messenger RNA. Lineage: Eukaryota; Ciliophora; Heterotrichea; Heterotrichida; Blepharismidae. The record is from the annotation of a GenBank genome assembly.
AUGAAAAAAUUGUUUCUCCUUUUGUUUAUUGUGUCAUGCAUGCAAGCUUACACUGUCCCACCUUCUAAUAGUGAAAGAAGUGAGUGUUUGUCUGAUUUAGAUUGUCCAAUUCUUGAUUGUUUCACAUAUCCAUGCGGCACCCUUGAGUGUGAAGACAAUAAAUGCGUUCUGAAAGAGCCCGAAGAAAUUUGUGUCGUUGGAGGAUGCUCAGGUCAGCUAUGUAUCAGCAUUUAUGAAGACGGAGUUACCACAUGUGAGUGGAAAUCAGAGUAUGGGUGCUAUGCAGAGUAUGGAAGCUGUGCCUUGAUUGAUGGAAAGUGUCAAUGGGAACCUACUGAUGAUCUCAAGGCCUGCAUCAGAGAUAGAACCUAA